Messenger RNA from Echinococcus granulosus, 708 nucleotides. RefSeq names its product Isoamyl acetate-hydrolyzing esterase. NCBI's taxonomy places the organism in Eukaryota, Metazoa, Platyhelminthes, Cestoda, Cyclophyllidea, Taeniidae. The record is from RefSeq and is a predicted model, not a curated record. The transcript has 6 exons. Bases 1 to 708 code for a protein of 235 amino acids.
AUGUCUGUGUGUAGUCUUCCAACUUGGCCCAACUGUAUUUUCUUCGGUGACUCAAUAACGCAGCGAGGAUUCGAUGAAGAAGGAUGCUAUCUCAGCGUUCUAGCCUCUCGAUUUCAACGACGAGCAGAUAUCGUGGGUCGAGGGUUUUCUGGGUAUAAUACACGCCUCUGUCUCCCAGUUCUAAAAAUUCUCUUCCCCAAACCGGAGUGUCUGCAAAACACGAGUGCCUUCUUUAUCUUCCUCGGUGCCAACGAUGCCAGUUUUGAGUCACAGAAAGUAGAACUUCCUGAAUACAGGAGUAAUCUUUCUCUCAUGAUUACCCAUCUUACUGAAAUGGAAUUGGACCGGUCGAAAAUAUUCAUAAUUACCCCACCUCCAGUGGAUGAAAUUGGACAAGAGCCCAAUCACUUGACUCCAGAACAACCCAUUACUAGGACUUUUGAAAACACGAAAAAUUACGCGAAUGCUUGUGUAGAGGUCGCGAAAUCGGAUGGUGUGACUUGUGUAAAUUUGUUCGAGGCGAUGGCGGCGCAGAAGAACUGGAAAGAUUUCCUCAUAGACGGUCUUCACUUUGCAAAGCCCGGAGGAGUAUUUUGCGCCGAAAUUCUGGGUACCCUAUUGGACUCGAUUUUGCCAUCAAAACAAAAUUUCCCUGAUUGGAAGUAUGCUCUGGAGCUGGAUCUGUGCAAACCUUUUCCUCUUCACUAG